Molecule: messenger RNA, 2540 nt
Organism: Mollisia scopiformis
Lineage: Eukaryota; Fungi; Ascomycota; Leotiomycetes; Helotiales; Mollisiaceae
Product: DNA repair exonuclease
Exons: 4
Coding region: 164-2251 (695 amino acids)
Biological process (GO): meiotic DNA double-strand break formation; double-strand break repair via nonhomologous end joining; mitochondrial double-strand break repair via homologous recombination
Cellular component (GO): nucleus; Mre11 complex
Molecular function (GO): 3'-5'-DNA exonuclease activity; DNA endonuclease activity; manganese ion binding
Source: RefSeq, a predicted model, not a curated record
CGUUUGCAAUUCAUGAAUAAACAUUGCGAACCAACACAGUGCAAGAAACUUUCACGGCAGGUAUCUACGAGUAGUAAGCCUUUGAGAGACAGAGUCGUAACGCAAGAUACCUAUCUGCAUUUCCAGACCAUGCUGAGCGCGCAACUUGCCUACCAUUAGCAAGAUGCCUCCCCGCUCUGGUGCGGAUACUAUUCGAAUCCUUAUCGCCACAGACAGUCAUGUUGGCUAUGCCGAGCGGGAUCCUGUGCGCAAAGAUGAUAGCUGGACGAGCUUCGACGAAGUCAUGCAACUAGCCAAGACACAAGAUGUCGAUAUGAUACUUCUGGCGGGAGAUCUCUUCCAUGAUAAUGCGCCAUCCAGGAAAGCCAUGUUCCAGGUCAUGCGAUCUCUCAGACAAAAUUGUCUGGGCGACAAGCCUUGCGAACUGGAAUUUCUAAGUGAUGCUACGGAUGUCCUGGGCACUGCUCAUGUCAACUAUGAAGACCCUGACAUGAAUAUCUCAAUUCCUGUCUUCUCCAUCCAUGGUAAUCACGACGACCCGUCCGGAGAGGGGCAUUACUGCUCUCUAGAUCUCCUUCAGGUCUCAGGACUUCUCAAUUAUUUUGGCAAGGUUCCAGAGACGGACAAAAUCGACAUCAAGCCAGUUCUUCUACAAAAGGGGCAGACGAAGUUAGCCUUAUAUGGAUUGAGCAACGUCAGGGAUGAGAGACUGUUUCGGACAUUUCGAGAUAAAAUGGUCAAGUUCUAUACUCCCGGAACGCAAAAGAACGACUGGUUCAACUUGAUGGCUGUUCACCAAAACCAUCAUGCCCAUACCGAAACGAGCUAUCUUCCAGAGAACUUCCUCCCAGACUUCAUGGACCUCAUUAUCUGGGGCCACGAGCACGAAUGUCUCAUCGACCCGCGAUUGAAUCCGGAGAUGAUGUUCCAGGUCAUGCAACCGGGCUCCUCCAUUGCGACAUCCUUAGUUCCCGGUGAAGCUGUGUCUAAGCAUGUUGCCAUUAUCAACGUCACUGGAAAGGAUUUCACAGUCGAGAAGCAUCGAAUCAAAUCUGUGAGACCAUUUAUCACAAGAGAGCUGGUCCUCGCUACCGACCCUCGAUUCAAAGCACUUGCUAAUGUCAAGAAUAACAGAGUCAGACUUGUCGAUAAAUUGACAUCGGUCGUGAAUGAGCUUAUUCAAGAAGCGACAGAUGACUGGUUGAGUAUACAAGAUCCGGAUGAUAUGCCAGAUGAGGUACCACUUCCUCUGGUCAGACUCAAGGUUGAGUAUUCAGCUCCCGACGGUGGAAGGUUUGAUCUUGACAAUCCCCAACGUUUCUCGAAUGGAUUUGCCAGUAAGGUCGCAAAUGUCACGGAUGUUGUGCACUUCUACAAGAAGAAAGUUGGUACAAAAAGAGACAAGAUCGAGAGUCACAUGCCCGCGGAUGAUAUUUUGGCUGCUUUGAACAAUGACAACAUCAAGGUCGGGAAGCUAGUCCAUCAGUAUCUGGAUGCUCAAACUCUGAAGAUUAUUCCGCAAAAGCCCUUCGGUGAUGCAAUCACAGACUAUGUUGAAAAGGACGACAAGUUUGUCAUGGAUGCAUUCGUCAACGACAGUCUUACAACCCAAAUCCAAGAGAUGUUGACCAUGCUGGGAACCGAGGAGGACGAAGAUCUGGAGCCUUUCAUGGACAGCAUUCGUGCCAAGCAAGAGACUGCAUUUGCGGCUGGCCAAUGGAAGAAGCCGAAAAAGAAGGGCAAGUUGAGGCCCAAGCCACAAGGGUGGGACGAUGCCUUGGGAGAAUGGGAAGAUCAGCCGGGCGCUUUUGACGAAGACGGUGGCGACGAUGAAAACGAAGAUGAAGAAGAAGAGGACGACGACGACGGGGCAUCUAUUGUCUCAGCUGCGAAGAAGAAGCCAGCUAGUAAGCGGGCACCAGCGAAGAAAGCACCUGCCAAAGCAAAGGCACCAGCAAAAGCCAAGGCUCCAGCGAAGGCGCCCGCAAAGACAACUGCCAAGGGAAGAAAGAAAGUUGCUGAACCAAGUGACGACGAAGAUGAUGAUGACGAUGUGGUCAUGCUCGACUCACCUCCACCAAAAGCUCAGCCAAAGCGAGCCGCUGCUGCCAGAGGACGUCAGACCCAGAUCAAUUUUACCCAAUCUCAGGUGAAAACCUCCACUGCGAAAGAGCUGAGUGACGACGAGAUUUCCGACGAUGAAGAUGCAUUUGAGCCAGCCCCAGCAGUGGCAUCGAAGAGGAGAAAAUGAAUGUGUCUCUUCGUGCAGAAUGUAUGGGAAUAAUUAGGUGCUAUGUCAGCACAUCUUGUAGGUGUAGAGAUUAUAGAUGGGCCGAAUCUGAUUAGCGAGCACUACGAUACUUGCAGUCUACGAGAAGCAACGAUAUGAUGAAUUACGCCAUAAUGAAGAACAGGCUUGCUUGGGGGAAAGGAAUAGGGGAAAGGAAUAGCAUGGGAAUAGAACAAUAGCUCUCGGGAAAGCACCGUGCCAGAAUAUUUCCAUUUUCUCAACCGUGAACUAUGUUUAGGUAUACUCGAUC